Messenger RNA from Penicillium soppii, 1107 nucleotides. RefSeq names its product putative integral membrane protein Pth11-like. The record is from RefSeq and is a predicted model, not a curated record. Bases 1 to 1107 code for a protein of 368 amino acids. NCBI's taxonomy places the organism in Eukaryota, Fungi, Ascomycota, Eurotiomycetes, Eurotiales, Aspergillaceae. The transcript is spliced from 6 exons.
AUGGCCGGUGACAAUGGUUCCCAAGGCUCUAAAGUCGUGGGUAUCUCUGUGGCGUUUGCCGUCUUGACAUUCAUUGUCUUAGCGCUUCGCCUAUUUUCACGCAUUUAUGUCUUGCAUAAGAUGGGUCUCGAUGAUUAUCUUAUAAUUGGCGCUUGUCUCCUGUCAUGGGCAUUUAUUGCUGUCACAAUCAUUGCCGUCCAAAAUGGACUCGGAAAACACUACGUGGAUGUCGACCCAACCAAGAUGGUCGACUAUGCAUUUGCUGUCUGGUUGAGCUCAAUGUUCUAUCUUGCAACUCUUGGAUUCGUCAAAACAUCCGUUCUGUGGUUCUAUACUCGACUUGGAGAUCGCCACCUCACUCGCCUUUCCUGGAUCAUGAUGGGAGUCAUCACAACGCAAGCACUUUCCUUCGUUCUUGUUGCUGCAUUCCAAUGUCAGACGAUUAGCAAAGCCUGGACUAGUACAGGACCUGGAAAAUGCAUCAACAUCAACGUCUUUUACCUCUGCAACGCCGCUCUGAACAUCUUCACAGAUAUCUUGACAUAUACCCUGCCCAUCAAGGUCAUCUUCAACCUCCAAAUGCCCCAGAAGCAAAAGAUUGUUUUGGCAAUCAUCCUUUGUCUUGGACUCUUCGCUUGCAUCUCUUCUAUCAUCCGAAUCACCUACAUCCCUCCUAUGCUCAGCGGAAACGAUCCAACCUACGCUAUCAGUGGUGCUAUGUACUGGUCGGUAAUCGAAACCAAUGUUGGCAUCUUCGCCGCCUCGAUCCCGUCAUUUAAAGCGAUUUUCUCCCGCUUCCUUCCUCGCUUCAUCGGCGAAUACAGCAGUGGAAAGAAGUAUGGACCCUGGUCGGGCAACACUACCGCUUUACGGUAUGGAUCUGGCUUUGCCAAAGUUUCAGACCCCACCAGCAACACCUUGGGGACGGUUAACGGCAAGGAUGAUAUGCCGAUGGGUACCAACAUUGGCGCAGCCAGCAACUCAAGUGAGGAGAGAAUCAUCCCUCAUGGGAAGAUCUUCACACAAACGGAAAUUGAAACCACAGUGGAAACAAAUAAUAACUAUGGAGGCUACACUUCAUCAUCGUUCGAGCGGGCUCGUCGAUGA